Molecule: messenger RNA, 300 nt
Organism: Staurois parvus
Lineage: Eukaryota; Metazoa; Chordata; Amphibia; Anura; Ranidae
Source: the annotation of a GenBank genome assembly
CUGUUCCUCGGUCCAGUGCUGUUCGCACUCUCUUGGUCAUCCCCUGUACUGUCUGCAGUCUCUUGGUCAUCUCCUGUACUGUGUGCAGUCUCUUGGUCAUCCCCUGUACUGGCUGCAGUCUCUGGUCAUCCCCUGUACUGUCUGCAGUCUCUGGUCAUCCCCUGUACUGUCUGCAGUCUCUGGUCAUCUGUACUGUGUCCGCAGUCUCUGGUCAUCUGUACUGUGUCCGCAGUCUCUGGUCAUCUGUACUGUGUCCGCAGUCUCUGGUCAUCUGUACUGUGUCCGCAGUCUCUGGUCAUC